UUGAGGAUCUAAAGAGUAAAAAAAAAUUAGAAAGAAAUAUCAAAAGAUAUGGAACCAAAACGUGGCAUUUCUGGAAAAGUGAAACUUCUUAUAGCAUUGCUUGUUUUGCAAUUAUGUUUUGCAGGAUUUCAUAUAGUUUCAAGACUUGCACUUAAUAUUGGUGUCAGCCAAAUUGUGUAUCCUGUUUAUAGAAAUAUUAUUGCAUUGGUUUUGUUAGGACCCUUUGCUUAUUUCUUGGAAAAGAAGGAAAGACCACCCCUCACAUUCUCUCUAUUGGUUCAAUUUUUUUUCCUUGCAUUAAUAGGAAUCACAGCAAACCAAGGAUUUUAUAUCUUAGGGUUGUAUUAUGCAUCACCAACCUUUGCUUCAGCAAUGCAAAACUCUGUUCCUGCUAUUACUUUUAUCAUGGCUUCUAUUCUAAGGCUAGAAAGAAUUCAUUUUAUGAGGAGAGAUGGCAUGGCUAAAGUUCUGGGAACUAUAGUAAGUGUUGGAGGAGCCACAGUUAUUACUCUUUACAAGGGCCCUCCUCUGUUAAAAGGAAGCAAUAUUUCUGAUGAAGAAAUGGCUGCUUCUCAAGAGGACAUGCUGAAUUGGACAUGGGGUUGUGUUUAUUUGCUUGCUCACUGCUUAUCAUGGGCUGGUUGGAUGGUUCUUCAGGCCCCAAUGCUGAAGAAGUACCCAGCCAAGCUAUCACUUACAUCAUUUACAUGCUUCUUUGGAUUGAUCCAGUUCCUAGCUAUAGCAGCUUUUACAGAAAGGGAUCCAACACAUUGGAAGAUCCAGUCUGGAGAGGAAAUUUAUCUGAUUUUAUAUGCUGGUAUUAUCUCUUCUGGAAUAGUCAUUUCUCUCCAGACUUGGUGCAUUCAGAAAGGAGGACCAGUUUAUGUUGCCUCAUUCCAGCCUGUGCAAACAGUAUUAGUUGCUGUCAUGGCUUUUCUAAUUCUUGGUGAUCAGUUCUACUCUGGCGGGAUACUUGGAGGACUUCUGAUUAUGUUUGGGCUUUACCUAGUUUUGUGGGGUAAAACAGAAGAGAAAAGAAUUGCCAAUACUGAAGAGACAACAUUGACAAAACACCUUCUAGCUCCCAACAAGGAGGAAGCAUCUACUGGAGCUGAUAAUUGCUAACAAAAUAUGUCAAAUAUUUUCUUUUUUCUUUCCCUUGAAAUAUUAUUUCUUAUUUUAUGGUUUCUUUCUAGAAAUUAAAGCUACAAGGUCAGUGUAACCUGGCAUGGACACUGCUGCAGUAACAUUGAAGAGGAACCAAUUUAGUUGAAGUCCAGAUAAUGAGGACUGAAUUUGUCGUUUGGAAGCUUAACAGCUUUCUAGAAUUAUUUGUACAAUUAUACUACUUCCAUGUAUACCUUUGAGAAGAUAUCAGUCAAAUUGGUG
Messenger RNA from Solanum stenotomum, 1389 nucleotides. RefSeq names its product WAT1-related protein At3g18200. Bases 49 to 1125 code for a protein of 358 amino acids. Gene Ontology annotation, cellular component: plasma membrane. Gene Ontology annotation, molecular function: transmembrane transporter activity. Lineage: Eukaryota; Viridiplantae; Streptophyta; Magnoliopsida; Solanales; Solanaceae. The record is from RefSeq and is a predicted model, not a curated record. The transcript has 7 exons.